AUGUUUCAAUUAAACAUUGUUUCUUUGUCUUUGAAAGAAAAAUGCAAAACCCCAAAUCCCCUUCCAGCGGGUUUACCUGAUCUCAACCCCGGGAAAACAUUAGAAUGCUAUGCUAAUGUGAGGUUGGAAAAUGGGCAAAAGCUAGAGGCAAAAGACUUUGUCCAUCUCAAAGCGAGUGGAAUGAUAGCGCAAGUACAAUCCAUUUGGAAGGCCGAAAACAAUGCACCUGGGAAGUCGGUAUUGCUGCUCAAGAAGUGCCUUCCGGGCCAAAUGAUUGUCUUUUAUGCAAUGAGAGAGAUACUGGUAUCGGGUGAUGUGGUUUUUCUAAGUGUGAAGGUCACCUCGCACUAUAGUGGGGCUACCCAUCGAAAGUUAUCGCAAUAUGUUUAUCCUAGGGUGACACCCGAUGAGUGGAAUCAGGCUAUCAGUAAAGGUAUCAAGAAAUGGGUAGAAGAACCCUUCCGUCCGGCAAUUACGAAGCAAACUGCUAAUAAGGGGCCUAAAAACAAGGGGAAGCAAGUUGCAUCCACCUCAACGACAACUUUCUUUUGA
Molecule: messenger RNA, 552 nt
Organism: Melampsora larici-populina 98AG31
Lineage: Eukaryota; Fungi; Basidiomycota; Pucciniomycetes; Pucciniales; Melampsoraceae
Exons: 3
Coding region: 1-552 (183 amino acids)
Source: RefSeq, a predicted model, not a curated record